AUGGGCCUCUUUAGCUCCAACAAGCUUCGUCAACCGCCACUCCCUGACUUAGCGAUACAACUCGAUGACACGGCCGAUAGAGUUUAUAGGCCAGACGAUAUCGUCAGAGGCCACGUCGUACUGACGCCCGUCGCAUCUAUUGAGCCCGAAGCGCUUAAAGUCUCACUGUUCGGGCAAUCGCUCAUAUGGUAUCGUCGGGAUGUAGGCUCCGGCAAUACCACUGAUUACCAUCAUUGGAGGGACAACGCACCACUAUUUGAGGUAGCUCAGGACGUUUUACACGCAGCAACCACCAAGACCAACGAGGAUAAGAAGAAGGAACCACAAGCUAUGUCGAAGUUCGAAGCAGGCCAAAUCUACACAUUUCCCUUUCAAUUCACGUUUCCUGCUGGGACUGGUACCACGCGCUAUGGCCAAUACGAAAAUGAUUCCGACCAGAAAUACGAUAUCGGACCCCAUGACUUACCUCCCAGCUUUCUAUUUACCAGAUUCAACAGGCCAACCGACGACGGCACAGAUGCAGACUUUGCCAAGAUCGAAUAUGGC
Messenger RNA from Alternaria alternata, 546 nucleotides. RefSeq lists its product as hypothetical. The record is from RefSeq and is a predicted model, not a curated record. Lineage: Eukaryota; Fungi; Ascomycota; Dothideomycetes; Pleosporales; Pleosporaceae. The transcript has a single exon. The annotation marks the transcript as partial.